UAAGCCACGACCCUUAACCCGUUCAGUCACUUGCUGUAAUGUUCCUCCGUGUUUACUGCUGAGCAGAGCACGUAUAUGCGGAGUUUUCUUCUAACGCAGCUGUUUUACCUUUGUGUUUCACAGUCUCUUUAGGAAUCAAACAUGCCUAAAAGAAAGAAAGCAGACAGGGAUGGCAAGGAUGAGCCUCAGAGGAGAUCUGCACGGUUAUCAGCUAGACCAGCUUAUGUGAAGGCUGAACCCAAACCAAAAAAGACAGCUAAGAAAGACAAAGCUGCCAAUGUCAAAAAAGAGGAUAAAAAGAGCAAGGUGAAGGCCAAGGAGAGCUGUGAGUCUGCAGCCAGCGAGGAGAACCACUCAGAGAACUGAGAGGACAAGACCAACACGGUCACAAAGACUCAAAAACAUGCGAAGGAAGCAGAAUCUGAGUAGCACUAUUGCCUCCCAUCAACACUGUCAUCACAGCUCCUCAUCACUCCUAGUGUUGUGUCAUUGUCCAGUCUCCAAGGCAUAUUGUUCACAGAGAAAUAUUUUUAUCAAUGGUUUUAUAAGUAUCAGCACAGGUUUUUUAGCACAAGAUUAAGCUAAAUGCUGAGCACCCUGUAGAUCUGCAGCGAUUGUUUCUGCGAGGACGCCACACUAAAGGUGUUUUUAAAUGCCAUUUAUUGUUAAUGAUAACUUAUUUGGUCUAGAAAAAUCAUACCUGCCUCUAGAGUUUGGAGUGUUUUCUUAAAGUGUUUCUACAUUCUCUUUCUCCUCCGUCCUCACAAUUGUUUUUUGGGUUUUAAAAAGUGGUUAUAUAUGACGGGGGGAAAUUGACUUUUUUAACAUGUAUGUUUUCUUUACUAUUUAGUCAUUUAGAUUUUGGUGUAUUAUUCAUAACUGGGGGGGGGGCUUCAAGCAGAGAUUUGCGAGAACUAAAAUAUUUCACUGCAUCUUGAAGAAAAAAAUCUACAAAUUAAAAAUGCAGCUUAUUAAAUAUGAUUUUUUUUCAUGAAAAUUGUAAUUUUUUUUUUUCUUGUGAUUGACGUGUUGAAGUCUGCAGGUUGUUAUGUACACUCUGAUGUUGCAGUGUCUGCUAAUAAAGAAAAGGGUGGAAUUUUCCUCA
Carassius gibelio (silver crucian carp) is the source of this 1105-nucleotide messenger RNA. RefSeq names its product high mobility group nucleosome binding domain 6 (gene hmgn6). The record is from RefSeq and is a predicted model, not a curated record. NCBI's taxonomy places the organism in Eukaryota, Metazoa, Chordata, Actinopteri, Cypriniformes, Cyprinidae. The coding region runs from base 142 to 366 and encodes 74 amino acids. Gene Ontology annotation, molecular function: nucleosomal DNA binding. Gene Ontology annotation, biological process: chromatin organization. The transcript is spliced from 6 exons. Gene Ontology annotation, cellular component: nucleus; chromatin.